This is a messenger RNA of Eutrema salsugineum, 1978 nucleotides long. Its product is annotated as major facilitator superfamily domain-containing protein 12. Lineage: Eukaryota; Viridiplantae; Streptophyta; Magnoliopsida; Brassicales; Brassicaceae. The transcript is spliced from 13 exons. Bases 402 to 1787 code for a protein of 461 amino acids. Gene Ontology annotation, cellular component: membrane. Gene Ontology annotation, molecular function: symporter activity. The record is from RefSeq and is a predicted model, not a curated record. Gene Ontology annotation, biological process: carbohydrate transport.
GAAAUCCCGAAAAUGGAACGACGUCUUUAUGCAAAGAGAUUAAUACAACUAAAACAAGGAAAUGGAACAUUCAUGUACUAAAACAAGGAUGCAAGUUUCUCGUUGAGAGCUCCCACUGAUCUUCUCAUCCCCUAAUUAGCUUCUUUUAUUUAUUUAUUUUCUUUCCCGUUUAUUUAGGAUAAUCUCUCGAAUCGAUCUCCUAAUACAAAGGGUCUGAUUCAAAUUCGAUUCUGGGUUUGGAAGUUUCUUUUGUUUCACUCUACAGGUACGAAAGUUUAUUCCUUUCCCUUUCUUAAAUAUCUCCUCCUCUUCCUCCUCAAUUUCUUCAAUCUGAAAGUGAUAAAAUGUUCGAAUUGUAGAGGAAGAAACAAGUUUUUGUUUCUUUUGAAAACGAUUGGCUGAUGACGUCAUCGGUCAUUGUUGGAGAGGAUGAAGAGGAUCAAUUCACAAAACCACUUGGAAGAUUAUCUGUCUUCUUCUAUGGAGUUGGGCAUAUGCUCAAUGACAUUACUGCUUCUUGUUGGUUCACUUACCUCCUCUUAUUCUUGACCCAAAUCGGUCUCUCUCCGAGAGAUGCUGCAAUUGUCAUGCUCUCUGGUCAAGUUGCUGAUGGCUUUGCUACAAUCUUCAUUGGUGAACUGAUUGAUAGAUUUGGGCAUUUCAAAAUUUGGCACGCUGCAGGAUCACUAUUAGUGGCUAUCUCAUUUUCCUCGGUUUUUGGUGGUUGUUUGCCUUGUUCAAUCCUCCAUAAUAACUCUUUAAUGGUCGAAACAUUUUCGUACAGCAUGUUCGCAGCUAUCUUCAAUAUUGGAUGGGCCGCUACUCAGGUCUCCCACAUGGCUAUGGUCAAUUGCAUUACACUGAAUUCAACAAGCAGAGUAGCACUAACAAGCUCCCGUAACGCGUUUAGCAUGGUUGCUAAUUUAGGCUUGUACGCGAUUGCUUUAGUUGUAUUUGGUGUUAGCAAAGCCGAUACAAAAGAAAAUACCGAAAUACAGUAUCGUUGGAUUGCUUAUUCAUGCAUUACCGUCGGCUGCUUGUUUGUAGUCAUAUUUCUUAUGGGGACAAAGGAACCACGGCUGCGGAUAAAUCUAAGAGAAACUAGCCGAGCAAGAAUACCAUGGGCUUACUGGUUCCGUAAAAUUCUUUAUUAUCAAGUCGCAAUGGUUUAUCUCCUCACCCGACUAGUUUUGAAUGUUUCACAGGCAUAUCUUGCAUUCUUUGUUAUUGAUGACCUUCAAAUGGCUCAAUCUGCUAAAGCUCUUAUUCCUGCAAUAAUCUACAUCUGCAGCUUCAUUGUAUCAGUUAUGCUUCAGGAGAUUCCUUGGAAUGGAAAACGACUCAAGGCAUAUUAUUGUGCUGGUGGUUUUAUUUGGAUAUUCUGCGGUGUGUCUGUUAUGUUAUUGCCAAGAGGCAUAAACUCUUUCAUGUACGCGAUCUCUGUCUUUAUCGGCAUUGCAAAUGCAUUGAUUCUGGUGACAGCAAUUAGUAUGCAGAGCGUGUUAAUUGGUUCGGAACUUGGUGGAUGUGCUUUCGUCUGUGGAUCUUUGAGCUUCUUAGACAAAAUGUCAUGUGGGCUUGCUUUAUAUGUUCUUCAAUCACAUCAAAGCGGCACAUCACCACAAGUCGAUGUAAACAUGGAGCAAAGUUUCUACUUUUCAGUGACAAGAUAUGGGUUAGGACUUGUACCAGCUGUAUGCUCUUUUAUCGGAGUCGUAGUCACUUAUUUUAUGGAACUCGAUAGCACAAUACGAAAGCCUCUGUGUCAACCAUUGCUACUUGAAUGAUCAGAAAGGAAGACCUGCAACAUUUCUGGUCUGGUAAAACACAUGACACAAACUGUUUUAUCAGUUGAUCUGUUUCAGUCCUCUAAUUUUUUUUUAUGUUCACAUUGAUAAGUAUAGAACACUUGAGAAAGCAUUUGUAACAGAACUGCUGAAAGUUUGAAAAUAUUAAUGUAAUUUGAUUUUUCUUGGUU